GAGAGGGUUUAGGUUUAUAGGAUAUCGCGGCAUGUGGACUUGUGGGUGUUUAUCGAAGCAGUCUCCUUGCAGCUUCCGUAUCGUUAACGCUCACGCUCUGUUAAGAGUCAAAAGACAAAAUAAUUUUCUGGGUUUCUAGCUUCAACGAUUGUCGAUAUUUAAGAAAUGUCCUGUGGCGGCGGAUCGUGUGGCAGAAAUUUAACCAAAAAUUUGACGGCUGAGCAAUAUCAUGUUACACAGGAAGCGGGUACCGAAGAUCCGUUCACGGGAAAGUAUAAUGAUCACCAUGAAACUGGAACUUAUAUCUGCAUCGUUUGCAGUAGCCCAUUGUUCAGUUCUGACACCAAAUACGAUUCUGGUUCUGGGUGGCCUUCAUUCUACAAAACGCUUCCAUACGAAGUAGAAAAGGAGACCGUCGAAAGAAGACCAGAUGACUCCAUUGAAGGAAGACCUAGAGUUGAAGUCGUGUGCGUGAAGUGUCAAGCUCAUUUAGGCCAUGUUUUCCAAGAUGGGCCACAGCCGACAGGUGAACGAUUUUGCAUCAACAGUGUGGCCAUUGAUUUUGUGCCAAAAGUAGAAGAAACUGAAGAAAAAAGUAAACCUUAAAUUUAAAAAGCUUUGUGUGAUGGUUCGUAAGUCGUUAUGAAAUACAUUUUGUAAUGCUAGGAGUUGAGUGAAUUAGGCUAAAUAAAUGUGUUUGGUAAAUCAA
Molecule: messenger RNA, 709 nt
Organism: Daphnia magna
Lineage: Eukaryota; Metazoa; Arthropoda; Branchiopoda; Diplostraca; Daphniidae
Product: peptide methionine sulfoxide reductase MsrB
Exons: 5
Coding region: 166-606 (146 amino acids)
Biological process (GO): protein repair; response to oxidative stress
Cellular component (GO): cytoplasm
Molecular function (GO): peptide-methionine (R)-S-oxide reductase activity
Source: RefSeq, a predicted model, not a curated record